This is a messenger RNA of Physcomitrium patens, 995 nucleotides long. RefSeq lists its product as uncharacterized. The record is from RefSeq and is a predicted model, not a curated record. NCBI's taxonomy places the organism in Eukaryota, Viridiplantae, Streptophyta, Bryopsida, Funariales, Funariaceae.
AUGUCAAAAUCCCUUCUUGACCAGGAACCAAUAUACUGUGUGGAGCAAAUCAAAAUCCCCAACGGAUUGCCGACGCUGCUCAAGACAUUCGCUAAAGAAGCCAUACGAGCGCAGCCGGAGAACCUGGAAGAGUUCGCGCUGGGGUACUUCCAAAACCUCCUCACCAUGAUCAAGCUGGACAUCACCGCUCCGCCCCCCACCAUGGAGCAACUCAUUGAGUUGUACCAGCAAACCAAGGAACUGGAAUACAUCAACCAGGUGCCUCUUGCGGAGAUGGCGGCGGGGAUCGGGAUCCACGCCGCGGCCGUCGACAACGUCUUCAAGCUCGCCAACUUCCCUUCGGAUCUGGUGGAUCCCAAGGAGUUCGUCUUGCUCCUGCUCACAUGCACGGCGAAGAGCUUCGUGGCGGUGGUGCGCGGCGUGUUCAAGCUCUUCGGAGCCAAAUCGGGGGGCAAGGUCCCGACGCCGCUGUUCCUGCUGUGCGCCCACCACUUGGCCAAGCGCGACAAACAAAUCAGCCCGGAGCUGCUUGCGAGGCUGGAGGAGGAUUUCAAACUCAAGGAGAAGAAACACGUCGCCCUGGAGGACGUUCAAACCAACCCUCUCAUGGUGCAGUAUUUCAAAUCCGACAAGGCCAUGUCAUUGAUCAGUUGAUAGAUUUCUUCCUUAUGUGGGCUUCUUUUUCGAGUUUAGUAUUGAAAAGUUUUAAUUUAAGUGUUGAUUGUGGACAACAACAAGGUUGUGUUCUGUUCAUACUCGUGGGUCUUUACAAACUUGGGUUUAUGAAAUGUGUAUAUGUGUGUAUAAGUGAAGGAACUAAAUAAAUAAAUAAAUAAAUAAAUAAAUAAAAUCCAAUGUCAAGCUUAAACACUCACUAUGGGUAGUAGAAAGCAUGAAUAAAUGAACGAGUGAAAUCAAAUGAAAUUUAAACAAACAAUUGUGUAAUUUCUAAGUUUUCUUCUUUGGAAAAUGAAUGCUAUCAAAGAAAUUGGUAA